GACCCGCGACCGCCAACACGCUUUCGCGACACCCACUCCCGCACUGCAACGCCGAGCAUCAACACGCGAUAGUGUUCGCGUUGAACGCGCGCCCUUUCUCUCACGCAGUGUGAUCGUGCUUCGGUACGUGAAUGCAAAACCGGACUACUCUCUUGACACGAUACAGCGCAAAGGAAUCCAUCGCGAUUCGGACAUCUGAAACAUUCUAAGGGCGCGAGGGCUGGCCUGCCACUCGCCCGGACCUGCCGCGACCCCGCGGCGAAUCUACGUAGCGACGAUAACUACAAACACGUAGGCAAACGGAGAACACGUUAUGACCGCGACGCACGGUGGCGGCUGUGAAGACAACCGCCCGGACAAGGAUUCGGUAUAUACAAUCAAAACUGGCUUCAAGAACGAUGGCUACCAGCACGAUAGAGAUUCUAACGACGAUAUCGUUAAACCACCACCCCUGCCUACCGAAGACGACUCCUACGCCUCGGGCAAGGUCAAACUUUCGAGAAAUGAGAAGUGGAGGAUAUUGAAGAACGUAGCAGCCGUUAGCGCUGCGUUCAUGGUGCAGUUUACCGCUUUUCAGGGAACUGCGAAUCUUCAGUCUUCGAUCAACGCCGCUGACGGACUGGGAACGGUCUCUCUGAGUUCCAUUUACGCGGCUCUUGUUGUCUCUUGUAUAUUUGUACCCACGUUCCUAAUUAAGAGGCUAACUGUGAAAUGGACCUUGUGUCUCUCUAUGCUCUGUUAUGCGCCGUACAUUGGCGCCCAAUUCUACCCUGCGUUUUACACGCUUGUUCCGGCUGGAGUGAUUGUUGGCCUGGGAGCAGCUCCUAUGUGGACCUCGAAGGCUACAUAUCUAACUCAAGCUGGAAGUGUAUACGCAAAACUAACGGAUCAAGCCGUUGAUGGCAUAAUCGUAAGAUUCUUCGGCUUCUUCUUCCUGGCUUGGCAAACAGCUGAAUUAUGGGGAAAUCUUAUCUCAAGUUUAGUAUUUUCAUCGGGAGUGCACAGCGGAAAUACAUCCAAAGAGAACACCAGCAAUACACUUCUAUCAUGUGGAGCCAACUUCUGCAUGAUCGGUGGAGGACACCACGACAACCAGAACCUACACCGGCCACCAGACAGCGAGAUAUACGAGAUCAGUGCCAUAUACCUCGCGUGUGUGGUGGUAGCCGUUUUGAUGGUGGCUUUCCUUGUAGAUCCUCUUUCUAGAUACGGAGAGAAACAAAGAACAUCUGACGCAUCAAAGUUGACGGGCAUUCAACUGCUGUCAGCAACAGCUUACCAGUUGAAGAAACCUAAUCAGCAAUUGCUCAUCCCCAUCACGCUGUGGAUCGGGAUGGAGCAAGCGUUCAUCGGCGCUGAUUACACUCAAGCCUACGUCUCAUGUGCUCUCGGUAUCCGAUCCAUUGGCUAUGUUAUGAUAUGCUUUGGGGUCGUGAACGCGCUGUGCUCAUUGCUCUUUGGUUCAGCUAUGAAGUACAUUGGACGAUUUCCAAUAUUGGUGAUGGGAGCUGCUCUUCACUUGGGUCUCAUCGUCUGGCUGCUUAUUUGGACACCAAAUCCUGAUUCACCGACAGUAUUCUUCGUUAUAUCCGGCUUGUGGGGUGUUGGAGAUGCUGUUUGGCAAACGCAAGUUAAUGGUCUUUACGGUGUUUUGUUCCGGAGAAACAAGGAGGCCGCCUUUUCCAACUACAGGCUUUGGGAGAGCGCUGGUUUCGUUGUUGCAUAUGCCUAUUCCACCCAUCUCUGCGCCAGGAUGAAACUAUAUGUGAUGAUGGUUGCCCUCCUAAUUGGUGUCGUCGGUUACAUAAUUGUUGAGAUACUUCACAUGAGAAAGGCUCGUCGUCUGAAGGCUAUCGCUGAGAACCCGGUUGCCGCGGCUGAAGCUGCCAAGCAACCUCCAGAAGAAGAUGAUGAAAAGGACGAAAUCGAUGACGACAUCAUCAUAACACAUCUGUAAAUGCGGAGUUAGACGAACUCCAGCGUUCCGAGCGCUUUCAGCGCUAUAUUGCCAUACACACAUAUUAGGUACAAACCACGAGCUGAUGUAAUCUCGAUUUAUUCUAUUUAUAUAUAUGUAUCCAAUAGUUAAGUGUAAUUUGAAGCAAAGAUAUAUCAAGUACAAACAUUUCACACAUUCGAACGUGGCCUGUUUGUCGGAUACGCUCUGCCACGGCAGCACGCAAAUGCAUUACAAAAUUGUUCCAACUCACUGGUACACUUCGGUCCGAUCGGUCUCACCACGGACAGAUCUCGAGUCGUUUAAAUAUUUUGUGUUUAUCAAAUGUUAUUAAAUGUUAGUUACACGUCGCGAGACGACACGAAAUUAUAAUUUAGGUUGACGGCGUAUUGGCAACUGUUUACGUAACAUUGUUUCAAUGAGCUCCGCAAAAGUUAUUUCUUCUGUCAAUAUUUGAUCAUGGACAAUCAAAGAUUUUAUUGAAACAAAAAAACUUGGCAGUUUCACUAUUGUUUUAUUCAUUAUGGUAUAAAUAUAAAAAAUUCUUAAUAUGAAAUCUAUACUAUCUUGUGUUUUCUUUCAAAAAAUUAUAAUUAAAAUUUUCUUUGUCUUGUUUCCUGUAGAUUAUUUGCAACUAGGUAUAACAAUUCGUAUUUUAUUUCUAAGAAUUUUAAUAAAGCGCAAGUUCGAAUUAAUUUAUUAUUGUUUUACUGAAUGAGUAAAACAGCUGUGUAUGUAUUUCCUUCAAUCGUAAUCACUCGCUUUGUCUCGUCUAUAAUAGUGUUUGGAUAUAUUUUUUUAUUUAUUUUAUUCUAUAAUAUAUAACCUUUUUUAGUUCUCGUAAGAUUUGUAAAAACAUAUUUUAAAGUAACAACAAUCUGUAUAGAGAAAUCUCUCAAAGAAUCCCUGAAAGGUCUAUCCAAAUAAAUAUAGCGCUAAAAUGGUAUAAUAUGGUCUUAGAUUUAAAAGUAAUCUUUUGUUUUUUAAUAAUAAAAAAAAAAACAUUCCAAUGUAUUGAAAUAUUAGCAGCUACAUUUUUAUUGACUUGUUGUCGUUUACGAAUACUUUUUUAUCUGUGACUGUAUUACAUUUUAUAAUUAUGCUUUAGUAUUAAUGUUGUGAUAUGAAAGAAAUUUCAAAUAAUCGUAUGAAAUUUCGUAAACCCUGGCAAAUAAAUCUCUUUUAUAAAUUUCGAUUGAUCCAACCAAAAACUAUCAAAUUUUGACACAGUUUUCUGUAAUAAUAUGUUUUCUAACUUCAUCUUUAAAUUACUAUAUAUUUAACACACUUUUGUUUUCCGUUUUCUCUUUCCCUCUUUUUAUAUUAUGUAAAAUAUAAUAAUACUGACAUGAUCUUAUUAAUCCAACAGGAGAACAAACUUAUAUAUUAUUUAUUAUCACGUUAACAUUCUCUUACCAGAAAUACGCGUACAAAAUAAACCGACAACGCGUUUUUAUUUAGAUGAUAAAUACUUGAAUAAAAAUGUGAAUUUGUUGCCGAAAAUAUUCAAUAGAGAUUUACAAUAGGAAACAGAAUCAAUUAUUGUAGGCGCAUAGAUCAAAUAAAUUAAUAUUAUAUUGAUAAAAUUCACAAUAUUUUAGAGUGUAAGUUAAUAUAACCAUUUGCUAUAUCCAAAAUAGCGAUGUUGUAAAGAAAUGAAUUUAAUUUUUAUUUGAAUAUUGAAUAACAUUGUCUCAAAGUAUGAUAUACAUAGAAUUUCAUUGAUUUAAGGAGAGGCUCCUUUCAGAUUUCUUUAAAAAAAAAGGGGAGGAAAACAAAAUUUAAAUGAAUUAAUUGAAUUAUGACAAAUAUUCGAUUUAAGAUGUUAGACCGUCUAAAUUCGAAUUAUAUUUUGAUUUAAAUCAAUAAUUUAUACCGAGUUUUUAUAUUAUAAAUAAUUUAAAAUAUAUAUUGCAAGUAUUGGAAAAAUAUAAACAUAUAAUUAGACAUAAUUGAAUAAGUAUACACGUUUUGAAAAACACAUUUUUCACUAAUCACAUUUCGAAUAACGUUUUGUAGCACAAAAUAAUAAAUAUUUCACGUUUGAUCUUAUUUGUUGAUUCACAAUAAUACCAAAGGUGUGUUUUUCAAAUAACAUGUUGUUUUAGGGUGAAAAACCACGUGAUAACACUAUAGCU
Molecule: messenger RNA, 4095 nt
Organism: Nymphalis io (European peacock)
Lineage: Eukaryota; Metazoa; Arthropoda; Insecta; Lepidoptera; Nymphalidae
Product: UNC93-like protein
Exons: 8
Coding region: 314-1957 (547 amino acids)
Biological process (GO): regulation of muscle contraction; regulation of potassium ion transport
Cellular component (GO): striated muscle dense body; plasma membrane
Molecular function (GO): potassium channel regulator activity
Source: RefSeq, a predicted model, not a curated record